AUGGCCACUAAAUCGUCAUCUGAUGUGGUGAUACCCAGAAACUUCAAACUACUGGACGAGUUAGAAGAGGGCCAGAAGGGUGUGGGCGACGGUACCAUAUCGUGGGGACUGGAGAACGACUCGGACACCACUCUCACCCAAUGGACGGCAAUGAUUGUGGACCCGGCGGGUACGCCAUACGAGAAUCGCAUGUAUAGUCUUAGAGUGGAGUGCGGGCCCCACUAUCCCAACCAACCGCCAAACGUUAGGUUCAAAUCGAGACUACGAUUGACGGGCGUUAAUGAGGUGUCUGGUGUGGUGGACAGGCGUGUGUUCCCGGUGUUGGCCGGUUGGCAGAGAAACUACUCAAUCAAAAUGGUUUUGCUUGAGUUGAGACAAUCCAUGGCUCGCGCAGAGAACCUCAGAUUAGCUCAGCCUCGGGAGGGACCUCCCUAUUAA
This is a messenger RNA of Oppiella nova, 438 nucleotides long. The record is from the annotation of a GenBank genome assembly. Lineage: Eukaryota; Metazoa; Arthropoda; Arachnida; Sarcoptiformes; Oppiidae.